AUUUUCAGUCAGUCGACAAUAUUUCUUUCAGUUACCUCGUGACUGUCUAAGAGUGUAAUAACAUUUAUUGGCUAUUUGGAAAAGAAAAAAAAAACGAAAUGUUUAAAUUUAAAAUUUUAUGGAUUUUUUGUUAUCUUCUACCGAUGGUAUGGUCUGACUGUAUCUUACAAUUUCCACAUAACAUGGAGUACGUACCCGAAUGGAAAACAGAAAUUGGCAAACGUUGGUUUAAAAUUCCAUAUAUUACCCGAGGACUUUUAAUGAAAGAGGGUGAAACAUUCGAAGGCCAUUGUCCUACUAAAUUCAAUUUUGAGGAAAACCCUAGAUGCUCUUAUUCCACUGAGUUUGACGAUUGUAGCGAAACAAGCUCCCCAUCCGAUAUCGAAACUUUAACCGUUACAUGCGAUGGCGGUUUGUUAGGAUACAAUAACAAUAUCAUUUCGCCACAUACCACUCUAAGGUGCAAUGAUGUGGAAUGGUCUAUAAGUCAAUGGGAGACGAUGGAAAUAAGCGAAAGUGAAAGUUGGUGCAGAGACAAACAUCAAAUAUUUACGUUGAGCACGAAAAAUUUAAAACCGAAUCGUACUUUAGCUUAUAUCUGUUACGAUUUGAAUGAAUUUUCUUUGCAAGCCGUAAAAUAUAAAACCGUUCAUCAUCAGGUAAACAAUUGGAACACAAAACUAAUGCCGAUUACAUUAAGCAGCUUACCAGCAACAAGCCCCUUAUCCAACGAAGUGAAAUUUUUGAAUCCAAGUUUUCUUCAUAUUCAAAAUGAGUUAUUACAAGACCAACUGGAAUAUAUAAGUGAUGCAAAUGCCUGGCUAAAAUUGGCAAAUUAUGAAUACGGAAGCAUUAUUCAAAGCGGUCCUUAUUUGCGUUACUUUAAACAAUAUAACGAACUCUUGGAUAUAUUGUGGUGGCAUAAUCUACGUAUAACUAAUUGGCAGCGAUUUCUAAACGCCUUCGAAGAGCAUACAAAAACUGAAAACACUUAUGAUGUUUAUAUGGGCACUUUAGAUGUGGUGAAGAUACCGUCGUGGUCAAAUCCAAAUGAAAUGGAAUACUUGGAGCUUGAGAAUGGUUUUGUCAACGGUACAGCGCCGCAAUACGUAUGGACCUACUUAGAAUCAAGCGAUGACAAAAAUCCCGAUUUGUACGUUUUCGGAUAUAACUCGCCUUAUGCAGAGUUUUUCAACUACAAUGACGUAGCCUUCUGUCGUGAUAUUUGCGAUGAGAUCGAUUGGCUGAAGGAUGUUCGUUCUACAUUUCAUUAUGCCAACUUUGGCUUUAUAUUCUGUUGCAACCUCGAUUCUCUAAAAGAUUCUCCAUAUGUGCAGAAAUUACCUCACAGAUUAACGAGUCGUCGUUUAUUGUAUCAAAAGGAAAAUGUCUCUGUACCAUCACAAGCAUCAAGAAUAGAAAAUAUCAAAACGAAUUUUAAAUUCAAAGCUUUAGAAGGUUUAAACCGAAUUAAGGAAUUUUUAAGAAAAAAAGAAUAAAUUAAUAAAAACUUUCUUUUGUAAUAUUGAAGGACAAUAUCUA
Glossina fuscipes is the source of this 1542-nucleotide messenger RNA. RefSeq lists its product as uncharacterized. The record is from RefSeq and is a predicted model, not a curated record. The transcript has 6 exons. The coding region runs from base 99 to 1499 and encodes 466 amino acids. NCBI's taxonomy places the organism in Eukaryota, Metazoa, Arthropoda, Insecta, Diptera, Glossinidae.